Molecule: messenger RNA, 2401 nt
Organism: Salvelinus fontinalis (brook trout)
Lineage: Eukaryota; Metazoa; Chordata; Actinopteri; Salmoniformes; Salmonidae
Gene: slc39a8
Product: solute carrier family 39 member 8
Exons: 8
Coding region: 400-1842 (480 amino acids)
Biological process (GO): intracellular zinc ion homeostasis; zinc ion import across plasma membrane
Cellular component (GO): membrane
Molecular function (GO): zinc ion transmembrane transporter activity
Source: RefSeq, a predicted model, not a curated record
GAAACAGUCACCUCAAUUUUCGCCUUCCCCCGGCUCAUGCCGAGGUGAUCUUUGAACCGCUGGACCGCUUUCUAAUCUCUGCAACUACUGAUAGCAUAGCCCUACUAGGAUUCAUUCAGUGAACAUCCCAGAACGAACGGAGUCGAAUGUACAACAGGACCUCUCUUUAUCAUUGCAAUCCUUAUUAUAAUGGGCAUGUAACGGAAAGUUAAAGGAAAUAGCUUUGGAUCGAUGAACUCUUUGCUCCGCUGAAAAGCGUUCCUUCCGUUUUUCUGUAGGAUUGUAGCAUAUUUAUUUAAAUGAAAACUCCGUGCAGUAUUUACACGUUUUCUCUUUAAAGCAAGCGACGCAUCAAAACUUUCUCCAGCGCAACUCCAGGUUCAGUCCUCGCCAGAUACAAUGUAUCACUUCACAUCUUUAGUUACGUGCGCGCUUCUUUUUAUCUCGUUAUCGAAUUGUGUACAAGUGGACAGUAAGAAAGGACAAGGCUUUCUUGACGACAUAUUGCGGUUUUACGGUGAAAAUGGCUCUAUUUCGACAGCACACCUUGAACAUUUUCUGCUGCUAAUAUCAACUAGAAGACCGGCUUUUAUUGUGGAUGAGGAAAACCCACUUAUCAAUUCUGAGUGUCCCUCUGUGGGACAGAUCUUGUCCCACUAUGGGUUGACUAACGCCAGUCAGCUGACAGUGGAGCAUCUGGAGAGGAUCUGUCCUGCUGUGUUGACUCAGGUGCUGCUGCCUUCCUGCCCAUAUAAAAAAAAAAUGGCCCUGCAGCCUGUUACCUACCAUGUGUGGGGUUAUGGCUUCCUGUCUGUCACCAUUAUUAACCUGGCCUCUCUCCUGGGCCUGGCACUCAUCCCCUUCACCAAGAAGCCGUACUUUCCCAAGGUGCUCACCUACUUCAUCGGCCUGGCCAUCGGCACGCUCUUCUCCAACGCUGUGCUGCAGUUAAUACCAGAGGCCCUGGGAUUUGAUCCCAGAGCGGACGACUACAUUCUCAAGGCCAUCGGAAUAUUUGGUGGAUUUUACCUGCUGUUCUUCACAGAGAAAGUACUGAAGAUGGCACUAAGAACAGAGCAUGAGCAUGGCCACAGUCACUUCUCUCCUCCAGGUCAGCGGAGGCAGAACUCUCUCCAGAACGGAGAUGUGUCUGAGAAGAAAGAGUCUAUCACCAUGACUACGUGUACCAUCAGCAGCAUCAGUACAGACAACACCAGCCCAGACCCUCCAUUAUCAUCCACAGAACCACCUGCUCAGCAGGAAGUCCAUGUCAAUAAUGUGAUGUGCCACUGGCUGCGGGGUCAGCGCAUCGCCAACAUAAAGACGGUGGCCUGGAUGGUCACACUGAGUGACGCUCUGCACAACUUCAUCGACGGCCUGGCGAUCGGAGCUUCUUUUACCGUGUCUGUCGUCGCUGGCUUCAGUACCUCCAUCGCCAUCGUCUGUGAGGAGUUCCCCCACGAGCUAGGGGACUUUGUGAUUCUGCUGAAUGCUGGGAUGAGUAUCCCCCAGGCCGUCUUCUUCAACCUGCUGUCAGCCAUGUCCUGCUACAUCGGCCUGGCCUUCGGCAUCCUGCUGGGCAGCAACUUCGCCCCCAACGCCAUCUUCGCCAUCGCUGGGGGAAUGUUCCUCUACAUAGCACUGGCAGAUAUGGUGAGGAGAAUGUUCCUCUACAUAGCACUGGCAGAUAUGUUCCCAGAGAUGAACGCCGUGAUGAAUGAACAGGACGGGUCGACGGCGACCAAUGUUAUCUUCUUCCUGAUCCAGAACGCCGGGCUGCUCACCGGGUUCGCUAUCAUCCUGCUCAUCACCAUGUUCGUUGGUGAGAUCAACCUGGGUUAGAGCCAAUGCCGUAGCUAUAGUAACACUAGAUGACUGACAGGGGGGGGGGGGGGCUGUUUUGAAGCCACUGCGCCACCAUUUUUUUUAAAUUGAAAUACCGUAGAAUUAAUUUCAUUCCUACGGAGGACUGCUCCUUCUGAGGAGUACCAAUAUGGUGGACGGUGGCUUCAAAGCCUGUCAUUGGCCAAUAUAUAGCAAUCGGCAAUCUAGUGUUCAUACACAUCAUUGGGUAGAGCUGGGUGAGAGGGAACAAAAGAACAAGGGAAGGAGAGAAAAACGAGAAUGAGAGGAACAAUGAGAGAAAUAAAUCAUUUCAAAGAACAAAACGUGAAUGAACAGAGCUGCUUUUCAUUCCGCUCCGACAUCACAUCGGACUGGGAAGUGCCCACGUCUUGUUUUACACUAAUUGUUUACUGGGAAAUGGAAUACUUGUUUUUUUUUUCCUGACUAUCAUUAUAUUUAAAUAUAGGGAACAAUCACGUAACUAGUGUAAAUGAAAUAAAGAAACAAUGUAUUUAAAACAAAUGUUUUCAAUAAAUUAUUUUUUCAGUCUUUACAA